This is a messenger RNA of Oncorhynchus masou masou (cherry salmon), 2196 nucleotides long. Its product is annotated as protein Wnt-10a-like. The transcript is spliced from 4 exons. Gene Ontology annotation, cellular component: extracellular region. Gene Ontology annotation, biological process: multicellular organism development; neuron differentiation; cell fate commitment. Bases 421 to 1584 code for a protein of 387 amino acids. Lineage: Eukaryota; Metazoa; Chordata; Actinopteri; Salmoniformes; Salmonidae. Gene Ontology annotation, molecular function: frizzled binding; cytokine activity. The record is from RefSeq and is a predicted model, not a curated record.
ACAAGUCAACGAGACUCCAGAUAGCGCGCUGUUAGUACACCCACGACUUUCGGAUGUAUUCCAAUGCAAAUAUCUUGGCGGAGCUGUCGUACAAUUGUGCAGAUGUGCGAUAGCAUGCAAGAGUGUUUAGUCGUCUCUCUUCCAACGUAUUAUCUUCAUUCAAUAAGUUGACAGAUGCAGAUGCAGUCAAACUAGUGUCGUUCUUUGAAUGACUUGUCCUGCAGUCGUUAGGUACGUCCAGCACUUUGUCAGUCUUGUAUCAGUUCUCAAAUCAGAUCCAUACUUGAGCUCAAGACCUGUCAUCCUCAAAGCGCGUCCCCCGGAACUCUGGAGUGGACAGAUAUUAGAGGGACAUAUAACUUGUUAUACACCGCUCUAUGUCAUUUCUUAUCUUUUGUAAAAAAAAAAACAAGCGACACAAUGGAUUUCUCGUUCUGCCGCCUAAUAUGUCUUGUGAUUGCCAUCAGUAUGUUCAAUCAAAGGGUAGAUUCCAACAAGAUUCUUGGGCUGAAGAUCCCCAAUAUCGACCCCAUUCUCAAUGCUAACACCGUGUGCUUGACCCUGCCUGGACUGAACCACAGACAACUGGAGGUGUGCAUGAGAAACCCCGACGUCACCGCCUCGGCCAUCCAAGGCAUCCAGAUCGCCAUCCAUGAGUGCCAGCACCAGUUCAGAGGACACAGGUGGAACUGUUCCAGCCUGGAGACCAGGAACAAGAUUCCAUACGAUAGUGUGGUUUUCAAACGAGGUUUCCGAGAGAGCGCCUUUGCAUACGCCAUCGCGGCAGCGGGCGUGGUCCACGCCGUGUCCAAUGCCUGCUCCAUGGGGAAGCUGAAGGCGUGCGGCUGCGACGAGAAGCGGAGAGGCGAUGAGGAGGCUUUCCGCAUCAAACUGAACCGGUUGCAGCUGGAGGCCAUCCACCGAGGGAAGGGCAUGGUGCACGGAGUCAUGGAGCACUUCCCUGCAGACCUGCCCGGGCCUCAGGACUCCUGGGAGUGGGGAGGCUGCAGCCCUGACGUGGACUUUGGGGAGAAGUUCUCCAGGGACUUCCUGGACUCGCGCGAGACAUACAAGGACAUCCAUGCCAGGAUGAGGCUCCACAACAACAGAGUUGGCAGGCAGGUGGUGAUGAACCACAUGAGACGAAAAUGCAAAUGCCAUGGGACAUCAGGAAGCUGCCAGCUGAAGACCUGCUGGCAAGUCACACCGGAGUUCAGGGUGGUAGGCUCGCUGCUCAAGGAGCGUUUCCACAUGGCCACCCUCAUCAAAGCGCACAACAGGAACACGGGCCAGCUGGAGCACGCACACCACCCCACACACAGACGGCUCAACGAGCUGGUCUACUUUGAGAAGUCCCCGGACUUCUGCGAGAGGGAUCUGCGGUCCGACUCGGCCGGAACGCAAGGGAGGAUCUGUAACAAGACGAGUCACGAAAUGGACAACUGUGAAAGCCUCUGCUGCGGGCGAGGCCGUAACAUUUUACAGCAGACCCGCAGUGAACGAUGCAACUGCAAGUUCCACUGGUGCUGUUACGUGGUCUGCGAAGAGUGUCGAAUAACAGAGUGGGUCAGUGUCUGCAAAUGAAGAAAUGCCGAAAUGUAAUAAUCUACCUUUUUUUAACAGAGAAAGACUGCAAUGCACCCCUUCCCUUUGCAAUGGACUGCCAUUUCCAUUAAUAGAAUGGAUCGCACGAAAACAAGACUGGAAUAUAGCCAGUUCAAAGAGGUGCACAACAAAUGUGUGCACAGCAUGUGUCCAACCGCCACAGUUCCGAGACUCUGGAUCUGCACUGCCUUUCAUCUCGGAAAGUGUUUUUAGGAUACAUUAGAUUAAAGAUAGUGAGAUACUAUGGAUGGUAUUGAUAACUGAGCACUCAUUUAUUUAAACAAGGUGUCCCGAAAAUGACAAAUGGCGGAUUUUGUUAUCUCUAGACUAAAACAACUGCAUGGGAUCCCUGUAAUUUAAGAAGAAGAAGAAGAAGACAAGCAGCAGUUGGGUAAAAGCUAGAGAUUGUUCCAGAAUGUUACAUCUACUCUUGCUAUACUCAGAGCGACAGGUUAACCAUGUCAACUCAUUUCGAAAGUUUUGUAAUGUUUCAGGUUACAAAAUGUGGCAAUUCUAGAUGUCACUCUGCAAAAUGGCUACCUUGUCCCUCACAACAGUACAUUUGUCCAUACUGGCAAAAAAAAUAAAUAA